This is a messenger RNA of Pterocles gutturalis (yellow-throated sandgrouse), 381 nucleotides long. RefSeq names its product E3 ubiquitin-protein ligase HUWE1-like. The transcript has 3 exons. NCBI's taxonomy places the organism in Eukaryota, Metazoa, Chordata, Aves, Pterocliformes, Pteroclidae. The annotation marks the transcript as partial. The record is from RefSeq and is a predicted model, not a curated record.
GGGAUUUUAGCGGAAGCCGGGCGGCCGGUGGAAAACAUGUCGUGGUUGCUGAGCUGCGACCGGGCGGAACGGGAGCAACUCAAAGCCCUUCUCCUGGCGCUCCUCAACUUCACCGCCCUCCUCAUCGAGUACAGCUUCUCCCGUCACCUCUACAGCUCCCUCGAGCAUCUCACGGCGUUGCUGGCCUCGUCCGACAUGCAAGUGGUGCUGGCGGUGCUCAACCUCCUCUACGUCUUCAGCAAACGCUCGAAUUAUAUCACGCGCUUGGGCUCCGACAAGCGCAGCCCCCUCCUCUCCCGCCUCCAGCACCUGGCUGAGAGCUGGGGAGGAAAAGAAAAUGGCUUUGGGUUGGCUGAGUGCUGUCGGGAUCUGCACAUGAUG